AUGGCACAUAGAAAACUCCAGCAGGAGAUAGAUCGUGUCUUCAAAAAGGUCAAUGAAGGCCUUGAGAUUUUUGAUAUGUAUUAUGAGAGACAUGAGAAUUGUGUCAAUAAUCCAUCACAAAAAGAUAAAUUGGAAUCUGAUUUGAAGAGAGAGGUUAAAAAGCUUCAACGACUUAGGGAACAGAUUAAAUCAUGGCAAAGUUCUCCCGAGGUGAAAGAUAAAGAUUCUCUUUUGAAUCAUAGGCGAUCGGUGGAAGUAGCGAUGGAAAAAUAUAAAGCUGUCGAAAAGGCUUCAAAAGAGAAGGCUUACUCAAAUAUAAGCUUGAAACGAUCCGAUGUACUUGAUCCACUCGAAAAGGAGAGACGAGAUGUGGAAGAAUUCCUAUCAAAUCAGAUAGAGGAACUAGAAAGACAAUUUGAUCUACUCCAAAUUGAUGUAGACAGGCUGAUAUUGUUGCAAAAGAAGAGAAAAACAGCAACUCCAGAAAAUGAAAAAGAACUGCAACGCUUCAAGGAUCUACAGGGAAGAUACAGGUAUCACCAGCAACAAAUGGAAUUGGCUUUAAGGUUGAUUGCGAACGAAGAGCUUGAACCGCAACAGGUUAGAGAUAUUGAAGAGGAGAUAUUAUUCUACGUUGAAGAAAACCAAACCGAAGGGUUUGUAGAAGAUGACAGUAUUUAUGAAGGUUUAGAUUUACAAUCGAAUGAAGCAAUUGCUCACGAAGUAGCUGCUGCAUUUGCAUCUAGAGCAGCAGGUGAUGCGAGUGGAGAUGAUAAUGAAAGUAAAGACGGCAAACUUUCGAAGAAAGAGCUCAGGAGAUUGGAAAGAGAGGCUAAGAAGAAUGCUAAGGCAGCUGCCAAGACUACUGCCCUAGAUGAGAACCCAACACCUGUAAUAACGGGCAAGAAACUCCCUGACCUGGCAAAUGAAAUGCAGGAAGCUGAUUCUCAGGACAGCAUCACGAUACCUGAAACACCAACACCACCGCCGUCAAAAAGUGUAUCGCCGUCUCCUCCAGUCACAGCAGGGUCAGCCAAUGUCCCUCUUACGACAGCUAAUACUACAGCUCCUUCAAAGCCACAUACUCCGUUAGCAAAGUCAGCUCAUCUUUCUUCGAAUCCAACUUCGCAAGCGUCUCUAAGUCCAGAUAGUCAACCGCAUGGCUUUACACAUAUACAUCAGUCCCUGAACGGUCUCACUACUACAACUUUGAAACCUGCACCUGUUAAACCAAUAAGUGAAAACAAAUGGGCAUUGGCGACUGAAAAGAAAUUGGCAAGUUUGAAAGCCAAAAGUUUGGCUUCUGCUCCAGUUACUACAAAGGUAUCACUGACGCCUACAAAUAUGCUUCCUGGAGCUAGUACAGUAGCUUUACCAAUGGUUUCUAAACCGCUAGAGCCUACACUGUCAAUUUCAAACAGCAUAAAAAUAAUUCCUCAAGAGUUACAGGGUAAUAACACAGUAAAGCAACAUACUGGUGAUGCAACGGAACCAGACCUAAUUCUCGAUGAUUAUGACGCGGAGUCAACUGACGAUGAACUCGAAAAUGAACCAACUCCAGAGAUCUUCACAGCCGAACAAAUAUCAUCCAGAUUGACUCUCUCGAAUGAGGUUCAGGACUCCUUAUAUUCAGAUUUGGAACUUCUCACCUUACCAGCUGGUAUUAAAGACUUCGUAAUGGGAUCGGUAAUUUCAAAGAACAAACUUUAUCCAAAUGACGGGAAGUUAGGAGGAUAUAGGAGGUAUUAUGACAUAUGCCAACCAUGCAGAUUAAAUGAAAUACCUUCUGGAGUUUUUCCACCGCAACCGCUGGAUGUCGCAAGAUGCACCCAACAGUGGGAUCAAGUAAUUCUUUCGUUGAAUAUCGAUGGACUUACGGUGGAGACGGUACCUAAAGAGUUUGAAAACUUGGAAACGUUCACACUAUUCUACCAUUAUUAUUUUAGUGUGACGCCCCUAGAACAAAGGAUUUGUGCUCUUCUUUUGAAACAAAGGGAAUGGAGGGUAUUGAAAACAGGUGACUGCUGGUUUUUAAGACAAGGAGCCGUUAAGUUUUCAAAUGAUCAAUGCGAAGUUGCUGAUUAUAAAAUUUUCAAAAUGGAUAUUUGGACUGUUGUUGAUAAGCUGAACUUCAAGUUGGAUUACUCUCUACUUGCAGAUGUGGCAUCGCUGGGUCAAGUUGAUCAUGCGGAUCAUGCAGACUCAUCAGUAAACCUGCCAACAUUUGGCAAACAGCUGCUUCAAACUUUGAAGCACGGCAAAGUAGAACAACAAUAA
Messenger RNA from Kluyveromyces lactis, 2277 nucleotides. RefSeq names its product CCR4-NOT core subunit NOT3 (gene NOT3). NCBI's taxonomy places the organism in Eukaryota, Fungi, Ascomycota, Saccharomycetes, Saccharomycetales, Saccharomycetaceae. The coding region runs from base 1 to 2277 and encodes 758 amino acids. Gene Ontology annotation, biological process: nuclear-transcribed mRNA poly(A) tail shortening; regulation of DNA-templated transcription. The transcript has a single exon. Gene Ontology annotation, cellular component: P-body; nucleus; CCR4-NOT core complex. The record is from RefSeq and is a predicted model, not a curated record.